This is a messenger RNA of Papaver somniferum (opium poppy), 978 nucleotides long. RefSeq lists its product as uncharacterized. The transcript has 4 exons. Bases 1 to 978 code for a protein of 325 amino acids. NCBI's taxonomy places the organism in Eukaryota, Viridiplantae, Streptophyta, Magnoliopsida, Ranunculales, Papaveraceae. The record is from RefSeq and is a predicted model, not a curated record.
AUGCAUGAUCACAGACUCGAAAAUUUAUUUCAAGAAAUCCUCAAUUUUGUGUCAAUUAAAGCUUUGAAGAUUUUAUAUGAUGAGAUACAUAAGAAUGUUGACGUAGGGUCGAUGAAUGUGACAUGCAAUUGUUUGGCUCGUACGGUUAAUGGUCUUCCAUGUGCAUGUGAAAUAGGUGCAUUGAAGAGACAAGGUAAGGUCAUACCGCUCAAUAUUAUUGAUCCGUUUUGGAGGCAAUUGAGUAGUUCACCUCCAUCUCCAAGCCGGAUUAAUCUACCAUUUGAAGAAACACCAGAGUUUUUUGCGAUUCGAGAUACAUGGGAACGAGCGACAGAAAAUGAACAGGUAAGAAUCCUUGCCCAACUGAAACCAAUUGCAUUUCCAUGCACCAUCAACCUUCAAGAGCCAGAAGUAUCCCAAGUGCAUCGAGGUCGCAAGUCCAAGAAGCAACUAAUAAAAGAUAGAUCAACUGUACGAGAGCCGUCUUUCUACGAGCAUAUCGAUAAAACUGUCGAUAUUUUGGUGAAAUUUGGAGAAAAAAGGAACCGUAAAAGGCUAGCAGCACAAAACAAGGAUACUAACUUAGUUGAUCCAAGGACCAUGUACGAGCAAAUGUGGGGUGUCGAUAUGCUAAAAGAAUUGGAAGACAGCAUUGAUAAUAACCAAUGGAUGAGAAUGCCUGAGAGUGGUUUCAUUAUUGCCGAGGCUUUCACCACAACAGUUGUAUAUUUGAGUGAAGAACAAAGCAUGACCUUUAUUCCUACAACCAAUGAAGCUUCCCCAAAGAAACAAAAGAAGAAGAACAAUUUCUCGGAUAACUGGUCGGAACCAUACAUGAAAAGAAUUAAGAAAUAUGAAGAUAUGGUGGGAACUAGAGAAACAAAAAGGAUCUUGUUCAAGACCUCCAGAGGAUACUUUUACAUUAGUUUCAUUAAUUUGAUAUACAUUGAAGUUCACUAUGUUGAUUCUGUUGACUAG